This is a messenger RNA of Trichomonas vaginalis G3, 540 nucleotides long. RefSeq names its product organellar and viral DNA polymerase type B. The record is from RefSeq and is a predicted model, not a curated record. NCBI's taxonomy places the organism in Eukaryota, Parabasalia, Trichomonadida, Trichomonadidae. The transcript has a single exon. Bases 1 to 540 code for a protein of 179 amino acids.
AUGGUAUAUAAGAAUGUUUCUGACAUAUAUAAAUCUGAAGAAUUUAAGACCUACGACAACUUUGUUUCGUUAGUUGCUGAAUGUGUUUGGCAGAUAAGAGAUAAAGAUAGAAGAUGUAAAGUAUGGAACAAACAAAUAAGACCCGCUAUGUUUGAGAUGAAGAGAGCAAUUGACGCCUUGGUUGUUUUAGCAGGUAAGGUUUCAGAAUAUAACGCAAAAAUGAACCCGCAAUGUUCUAAAUGUAAAGCGGCAAUUAGGAAAUAUAACUACUCCGUCAAAGAGAUAGAACGUAUGAGAAACGACUAUGCUGACUUAAAGAAAGAAGCAGAGAAACCAGCAGAAGAUAAAAUGGACAUGUUGACAUUUCUGAACAAAAACUAUCCAACUGCAGAAGAUUUCCUUCUAUCUGACGUCAAGAAGAAGUAUAAAGAAACCUUCGGCAUAGUUAAAACAUUCGAUAUCCUCAGCGAAGAAAUAGAAGCUACAAAACUGUUUAGAGUCAUGAACCAUCGCAACAUAUACCAUGUAAAACGCUUGUAA